Molecule: messenger RNA, 1347 nt
Organism: Diospyros lotus (date-plum)
Lineage: Eukaryota; Viridiplantae; Streptophyta; Magnoliopsida; Ericales; Ebenaceae
Product: ATG8-interacting protein 1-like
Exons: 3
Coding region: 193-1140 (315 amino acids)
Cellular component (GO): intracellular membrane-bounded organelle
Source: RefSeq, a predicted model, not a curated record
GCCCUCCCGGUCACUUUAUCUCCUUGCCCGAAAUCCCCCUAUAAAUACAUUUCUCUCUCCUCUCUCUUCUAGUUCCCUCUAUCCCUCGCGUUCCAGUUCUGGAAUACAAUUCUUGCCGAUCUCGCCGAGCGUCUGACGUCGUCGCCGAUCCUCGUUCUGUUGACUGCUUCUAGAAAAAUUUGAGCUCUUGUAAUGGCUGAUAAUGGGGAGGGGGAGGAAACUACCUCCCGUGGGAAUGAAUGGGAAGUUGUUUCGCUUACAGCAUCAGCAUAUGCUGCUGCUCCUAAUCCCGAACAAGUUGAAUUGAAUGAUAAUGGCAAAGAAAGUAUGGCUGAGAAUAAUGAAGGUGAAACUUCACGGGCAAUGUUCAUGUCUAGUCAUUUUGUCUUUCCACCAAGUCAACAUGAGAAUUUGCCUCUGGAACCUGAAAAUAUUGAGAUCCACAGCAUACAGGGAAUAGAAGAUGAUGGUGCUAAAUUGGGUAGUGAAGAAGAGGGGAUAUCAGAUACAAAAGAUGAACAGAACUGGGGGAUUAAUAAAGGAUUGGCUAUGGCAGAUGACUUCCCUGGGAUUCAGUUUUUUGAUGAAAAGGUUAGUUUAUCCAUUCAUGGAACUGAGUUAGACAAAGAAACGGCUUUGCAAAGGCUAAAUUUGCUUGAGAAAGAGCAGAGUAUGUAUAGUGCUCCCAAAUUUUCUGCUUUCAGCAAUGAAACGCCAAUGGAUGAAUCAGCUGCAUAUGAUGAGAACAAGAUCAUUCCUGGGCAAAUUGAACCCUCUGAAGGGGGUUUAGAUUCAGACAUCUCAAAGUUGCCAAAGCCUGCAAAGGAAGACACACGUGACAGCUCAGAACUUCCUUGUGGAGCUUGGUGGAAAAGGCAAGCUGCUUCUCUGUAUGCUCAGGCAAAGGAGGCAAAUGCGUUUUGGUCCAUUUUUGUUGCUGCAGCUGUAAUGGGUCUUGUAAUUUUGGGGCAGCGUUGGCAGCAAGAAAGGUGGAGAACUUUACAGCUUAAUUGGCAGAUUAGCACUAAUGAUGAGAAGAUGGGCAGGAUUCUGGGUCCCAUAUCUCGUUUCAAAGAGGUGUUUGUGGGUGGAAACCGAAGGGGUUCGUUUAUCAGGGGCAGCUCAUCUACUGAUCGUUAAGAUGAUGAUGACAUAAAUGUGUUUCAAACAGGUGAUCGUUGGUGGAGCCAUAGGAGUUUCUUUAUCGGGGGCAGCUCAUUAACUGAGGAGCGUUAAGAUGAUGAUGAAAAUAUGUUUGUCAGAAAGAGACGAAGUUAAAGAUGUGUCUAAUGUGAUAAUUUGCUAGUUUGCUUUGAAGUGCAAUUGACUUAUUUUUCUUGUGAUGAA